AUGGGUAACGGAUCUGGUCAGCGGCCACUCUCCGAAGUGAGCCCCAUGGCCCGGAGGCGCAAUUCGCCUAGCUGGAACCAAGUCACGAAGAUGCCGCAUGGCGAAUCGCCUGCAUACGAUGUCUCGUCUCUGAAUAACAAUAACUCCCCACGCCUCUUUUGGAAAGGUCGCGACUCCCCGUCGCCGUUCCCCAAGGGAGCCGAGAAUAAAGCACCUUAUGAUCCAGAGGGGUGUUAUUUCCCCACGAAGCGCCCGUCACUCGAGAAUUUGAAACGCGUGUCGAAGGUCAAGAAUCACAGCAUGUUCCUCGAAGGUGGUCAAGAGUAUGACCCGGCGUCAGUAGUUUUCCCUCACAGACCUUUGGCCUCAGAGAGGUCUCCACAACGGGACAGCCAAAUGAAUGUUGCGAAGUCGCAAUUCGACGAAGAUACCACUCAGAUUUCUCGCCCGUCAUCCCCGAGCAAAGACCAAGCAUCGCCAAGCAAGUCCUCGCUAUCUAAGGGUAGCCGGUACGGCAAGGGAUUUGACCCUCAGAAUGAUAUUUGGUCCGAGUAUGGCAGUGCUGGGCAUCGACAUGCAAAGAGUGUCACAUUUGACCACGCUCCUCCUCAAGUCAAUGAAUAUGAAAUGACAACACCGGAUCUUUCUUCAGUCGCAUCUGAGUCACGAGAGAACAGCUACGAGUCCGAGGAAGAGGGGGAUCUUAGUUUUGAGGCCGAGUCAUCCAUUGAGCGUGAUGAUAGCUUUGACGCCUCGCUGGAAGAUAUCGAGAAGACCCCUGUUGUGUUGCCCGAAGACUGGCGCUUUAUGAGCCCAAGCACAAACAGUGACGGCGAUCCCUUCGUCGAAGACGUUGAAGAAGACAGCACCGAGGACCGACCUAUCUCACGUGAAGGAGGGUCUUCUCAGCACACACGCGUCGAAUCGCUGGACUCAAAUGGCGAGCGACGUCCCCUCCCGCCUUUGCCAUCGGUCAACCGCACGUCUGGUGCGCGUCCAUCCUCGGCUGGUAAGCUCGCUGCUGCCUUUGAGCUCGGUAGCGCGGGCCAGCAGGAGAGACUCCGUCUCAUGAUGCUCCAGGAAAGAGAUGAUGAUUAUGAGAAAUAUGAUGACCACGCCAACAAUAUCGAGGAACCCUUGGAGCUUCCUAGAGCAGAUGAAAGCCUUACAUCAAGAGACGAUACCCACAAAGAUGAUGAGGCCAAGGAGAACUUCUUUUCUCCGCCUCGCAUUUCUCGCGACUCAAUCUUGCGAGGUAUUCGCAAGGGUGACAGCUACGAGGAUGACAGCUUCGAUGACUCUUCUCAAAUUGCUUCCAGCCCCAACCGUUACGACCAUUAUGACCCUGAUGUUCCCAUUCCAUCCAUGGAAACCGAUGAGGAUGACAGCUCCAGUGUAAUCAUUAAACAGGAAGAGAACGAUGAAGACCUGUACUCUAUCACGGAUUAUUAUCAGAACAGGUCAGACAACAGCCUGUCGUCCCGUGACCAACGGGCCAAAUAUGACGAGGACAGCAAUUACUCGCUACGCUCUGCUGCCGAAGCCGCCGAGCGCAAACACGCUGGAUAUGACAGUCACAAAGAGGGGUCAGGAGAGACUACCCCUAGUGCUGAAACCCAGGACGACGCCCAAAAGCCUGCACCGCUAAACGAAGAUUCUCAGGCAUGCAAAGAGCCGAAUGCCUCUCAAGACCAGUCGUUCGAUAUGGCGUCUAUCCGUCAGUCCCUCGCACGGCCUCUCACCCCUGAGAUGCCGCAAGACCAAGCUUCCGAACCCUCCACUCCAGACUCUGUCAUUCGCCAUCCCAUUGAGGAUGACCAUGAUGAAGACGACAAUAAAGAAGAAGAGGGAGAAGUAGAGGAGGAAGAGGAGCCGGAGCUAGAGCAUGAUGAGAGCUCAUCCGACGAGUCUGUUCCUGAGCCCGUCGCAACCAUUCGAGCCCCUGGUGCUGGUCUCAAGACACGACCCUCACUGACCCCUGCGGAUAUGCAGUCCAUGGCCGCUACCCGCCGUCAGAUCAGUGGCCAACACGCUCCUCCUGUCCCUCCAUUGACCAAGCAGAUCUCCAAUGACUCGAACUCUUCGGACCGUGAACACAAGCAGACUGACUCGCCACCGAAGUUGGGCCUGCCCACGGAUCUUGCCCAGCGACAAAGCAGUUGUUUGAAACUCGACAUUCCCUUCAGCAUUCAGGAAGAAAGCCUCGGCUUUGGACUCGACAAGGAGUUUGAUCGUGUCAUUGAAUCCCAAAAGGUUGCGUUUCAUCUUGCCCUUUCCCAAAGCCCCGGUUCUGUACCGCCGUCCCAGGCAAUAGCAUCCAACGAUCCCGCAACCCCAGGAAAUAGUGCACAUCCCGCUGACUCCCCUACCCCCAAACAGAGAGGAUAUCUCAUGAGGCAGAACACCAAAGUGAUCAUUGCCAGCAGCCGUAACGAAGAAGAGGAGGCUCUGCCUUCUCCCGAACGCGCUGCCCAGGACCCGCGCGGUACACGUUCUGCUGGCUCUUCUCCACGCAAGCCUAGCCAACAGACUUGGACCACUGUCCCCUGGAACGGCUCACCGCGACGCCCAAGUAUUAAGCCUGGCAACGGUGUUCCGAAGAAAAAGCCUGUCCCUGGUGCGGGUGGAGUCCCACCUCUCCCUGGACAGCCCAGCAAUGUCCAGGAAGCCCCCUCGACUAUUGAAGAGAAUGAGCCCGCUAUCUCCGAAUCCUUCGAAGAUGGAGAAGAGCGAGGGCGUUUGUUUGUGAAGGUUGUAGGCCUUAAGUAUUGCGACCUUCCUCUCCCACGCGGUGAACGGUCGUACUUUGCACUGACUUUGGAUAACGGACUGCACUGUGUUACCACCUCCUGGUUGGAGAUGGGCAAGUCUGCUCCCAUUGGACAGGAGUUUGAGCUCAUUGUCCAGAAUGACCUUGAAUUCCAGUUGACCUUGCAGAUGAAGAUUGACGAGAGCAAGUUCCAAACCCAAGAGCCCGCAGCAUCACCAUCACGCCAAAAGGCCUCGGCCCUCAGCCGUGUGUUUGCGUCCCCACGCCGCCGCAAGGAACUUGACAUUAAGCAGCAAAUGCAGUCGCAGCAACAGAAGACCAAGGACGUUAAUGCUCCUGUAUAUGAACGGCUUCGGAAUUUGGUUGCGCGUGACGGUAGCUUUGGCCGCGCAUAUGUAGCCUUGAGCGACCACGAGGAGCAGGCCUUUGGCCGUCCCCACGUUGUUGAUGUUGCUUGCUUCAACGAAUGGGCAGUCGAGGAACAAAUGAGCAGCAUCAAGAGCAAGAAGAGUGCGACUAGCAUCAAUACACAGCGUCGACCACCGUACAAGAUUGGAAAAUUGGAAGUGCAGCUGCUCUUCGUGCCUAAGCCCAAGGGUAGCAAGGAUGAAGACAUGCCGAAGAGCAUGAAUGCCUGCAUUCGCGAAAUGCGUGACGCCGAAAGUGUUGCAUCUCGAUCCUGGGAAGGGUUCCUUUCCCAACAGGGUGGAGACUGUCCAUACUGGCGCCGUCGCUUCUUCAAGCUCCAGGGAUCCAAGUUAACGGCCUUCCACGAAACAACGCGCCAACCUCGCGCUACAAUCAACCUAGCCAAGGCCUCUAAGCUUAUUGACGACAGAUCCUCUCUACUUCAGAAGGAGACCAGCACAAAGGGCGGUUCCCGCCGCAAAUCUGCAUUUGCCGAGGAAGAAGAUGGCUACAUGUUUGUUGAGGAGGGAUUCCGCAUCCGCUUUGGUAAUGGUGAAGUGAUUGACUUCUAUGCGGAUAGCCCCGCAGAUAAGGAAGGCUGGCUUCGAGUCAUGUCUGAAGCCGUUGGGAAGGGCGCUAGCUCCGGCAAUGGUGCACUCAAGCCCUGGGCUGAUCUUGUACUCAAGCGCGAGCGUAGCAUGAGAACCAGCAAUGAGACUGCUCCUCGUCGUCCGACCAGUGGGAUUCCCACACCUGCCCAACCCCAAUCUCCUGUCCGGAGCCGAAACAGUGCCAUGAUGGGACCUCCAUCUUCUGCAGGAUCUGGGGCGCCGGCGCCUCAAUCCCCGCGUCCUCGACACAAGCACACCCACUCUCAACCCGAGAUCGGUAGUAUCGAAGCGCGUCGACAAAAAACUCGCUCUCUCAUGUUCUAA
Penicillium mononematosum is the source of this 4113-nucleotide messenger RNA. RefSeq lists its product as uncharacterized. Gene Ontology annotation, molecular function: GTP binding. The transcript is spliced from 5 exons. NCBI's taxonomy places the organism in Eukaryota, Fungi, Ascomycota, Eurotiomycetes, Eurotiales, Aspergillaceae. Bases 1 to 4113 code for a protein of 1370 amino acids. The record is from RefSeq and is a predicted model, not a curated record.